This is a messenger RNA of Salvia splendens (bonfire salvia), 1999 nucleotides long. Its product is annotated as vacuolar fusion protein CCZ1 homolog B. The transcript has 11 exons. Gene Ontology annotation, cellular component: intracellular membrane-bounded organelle; Mon1-Ccz1 complex. The record is from RefSeq and is a predicted model, not a curated record. Lineage: Eukaryota; Viridiplantae; Streptophyta; Magnoliopsida; Lamiales; Lamiaceae. The coding region runs from base 182 to 1756 and encodes 524 amino acids. Gene Ontology annotation, biological process: vesicle-mediated transport.
AUCAAAAUUUUAAAAAUAUUUUUGAUAUACUUUUAGUGUAACAGCCGUUAAUCUCCAAGCCCAGCUACCGCCCGAGCUACUUAUUUGCAUCGUCAUUUUGACGGAUUCCCGGCCGCGCCGCCUCCGAUCGGCUGCAUCGCGACCACCUCUGUCCGGAGAAUUUUGAGGGGAAAGGGUGUUAAUGGGACUAACAUCUGAGAGUGAUGCGAAGGAAGCAAUGAAAUUAUGUAUGUUUGAUUUGAGGAGGGGCCAAACGGAAGGGCAGGAGUUGGAUAAGAUUCUCUUCUUUUAUCCUGCUGAUUUGCCUAUUACGAAUCAACUCUCGGUUAUUGGCCUCAGCGAAGGAUUGAUUACUUUUACCAGGAUUUUCUCUCCAGAUGCUCCAUGUGAGGUUAUUGAAGCUGAGAAGCAUUGUCAUGUUUUCUAUGAAGUAGAGGCCGAUAUAUGGAUGGUGAUGGUAGUAGAAAAAGAGAAUCCAGAAUCCAUUUGGCGGGUUGAUGCUUUACGGAGUGUUCUUAAAGAAAUCCAUUCUCUUUUUGUGAUGUUUCAUGGAUAUAUUAGGGCACUGGUUGAUAAAGAACCGAGUGGAGGACUUGUUAGAAGCCAUUUGUACUAUUUUAUCAUGGACUUUUUAAGUGCAUUUGAAAACCGAUAUCCAUUGGAAUAUUGCUGCUGGGAUUUUUCCAUCGGGAAGAAACUUCAAUUGCCAAAUUUUCGUGACUCUCUAAAAGAGCAGGGAACGUUGCAGAUGUUAACUGUGGGGCGUGAGGCUGCUAUAGAAGUUCAGUCUCUCGUGACAUUGUUGGAAUCUUGUGUGGGGAACAAACAAUGCUACUCAAUGACCAUGUUCCAGGAUCUACUUGUCUCCACAAAUCUUUCACCUAUCGACACUCUGAACCUAUUUACUUAUGCUGUCCUAAGGCUAACUCCUAUUGCUCUAUUCCGUGGAGCAAGUGCAUGGUCCUCUUUGCGUAAAACAGACACUGCAUGCAGUACUUAUGCUGGAGCUUUACAAGUUACUUCUAUCUCUGCCAUAGACCAAUAUUACAAUUCCCAUGAUCCACCCUCUCUAAGAAGGCACAAUUACCCUUUAGUGAGGCCUUUGCAGCAUUCCAAGUGGUCUAAGGGGAAGGAUGGUUUUCUUACCACUGAUAUUUGGGGAACAGAAGUAAAUAGUUUACUGCCUAUGUGCCCAACAAUUUGGCUUCAUCUAACGGAGGAGAAAAUGUUUUUAUUAGCUUAUCAACAUAGAGGCCUCACCGUUAUACUUCUGGUUCCAGUUUCAUCUGUCAGUGGAGAUCAAGGAAUAUCUAUGCUGAAGCAGCAAAUUAUUGAAAAUGCAUCACUGAAGAUGCUGAAGGUUGAAGAGAAGCUAUCAAGAGGAUGGGGUGGUGAGAAUGCAUAUCAUGUGAGUGGGUAUCGUUAUCUGUUGGUGGAUGGUGAUAGAUAUGUAUCUAGGGCGUCUCCACCUGGAAAAGUAACAACUUUGACAAAGGAAUCAUUAGUUGCACUAAGUAAGCUCCGUGAAGAGGUCGACUUAGAGAAAGCUAGAGCUAAAUGGGACAACUCAGGUCGUGAAAAGGAUAUAGAGAUAUGCAUUAGAGCCAAAAACAAUUCUUGGCUCAUUGCCCGACUCGUUAGAGGAAAGGAACUUUAUAUGGUUCUGGAGAAAGGGAGUGAGACCCUUCUGUUUGCUGCUGAUGCUACUGAGAAGUUCAGUGAAAGGUACUGCAAUGGUGCAUUUUCCUUGGACUAGGCAACAGUUAAGACAGCCACAUUCUAUAGAUGACUGCUUAAUGUAUCAAAAAAAGAGAAGUAGAGCUCUAAGAGAUUGAUGUGUGUGUAGUUUAUUAAUCCAUAGAGAAUCUACUGUUAUGUUUGUAUAAAAAAAAUUUAAUCUUAUUUUUAAAUUUUUUUAUGGUAAUUAGUCUUAGAAGUGAUGAAAUGACACCAAUGUAGAUUUUCUAAAUAGUAAUUGAAAUGGAUUAGCGGUGCUCAA